Penicillium verhagenii is the source of this 1521-nucleotide messenger RNA. RefSeq names its product putative mitochondrion biogenesis protein (She9) (gene she9). The record is from RefSeq and is a predicted model, not a curated record. The transcript has 2 exons. Gene Ontology annotation, cellular component: mitochondrial inner membrane. Bases 1 to 1521 code for a protein of 506 amino acids. Gene Ontology annotation, biological process: inner mitochondrial membrane organization. NCBI's taxonomy places the organism in Eukaryota, Fungi, Ascomycota, Eurotiomycetes, Eurotiales, Aspergillaceae.
AUGGCCUCAGUCCCGGCCAUGCAGUCCAUGCCAUUGCUCUUCCGGCAAUCACUCAGAACCACUGUCCAUAUAUCCCGUACCGCAGCUCGACCGGCGCGGCUACAUUUCCGCCCAACACCUCCGAGCUCUGCUCCCGUUAGACCGACAUCACGAGCCUUCUCAGCCUGCCUACAAUGCCAAUUCCACCCAACACCUAACACCCUCGAGGCCUUCAACGAGAAGAAUAAGGAACAGAGUAGUCUUGACCCACAGAAUACGGAAAAGACCACCAAAGACACUGAUGCAUCCGAGGCUGCUUCCCCGUCGGACACGGGUGCGGGGAGUCCUCGUGCAGCAAACUUUUCUGCAGCGGAGCUCAAUAGGCUCGUGGAAGACUCCACGAUAAAGGGGACUGAGCGCGGCCUCCUGGACCACCUUGAAGCGGAACAAAAGAGGGAAAGAGAAGAAGAGUCGGGACAAGAACAACCGCCAAACUCAGAUGGCGUAAAGAGCGGUGGACUUCCUUCUUAUCUCGAGAGCCGUCGGUCAAAGAUGUCAAAGCAGUUCACGGGAAUGAUGGAUAAUCUUCAAUCCAAUGUUUUCGUAGCUGGACAACGACUGAAUGACCUUACCGGGUACUCGGGCAUCGAAGCUCUCAAGAAAGAGAUCCACGUUCUAGAGAAUCGUCUUCGUACAGCGCGCGCACAGGUUCGGGAAGCCAAAGACGCAUACUCCGCUGCUAUCAACAACCGCUCCACUUCGCAGCGCGAAGUCAACGAGCUCCUCCAGCGCAAGCAUGCCUGGUCUACUACCGACCUGGAGCGUUUCACACUUCUCUACCGCAAUGAUCAUACCAAUGAAGUUGCCGAGACAGAGACGCAGGAAGCACUGGCGCAAGCUGAGCGUGAAGCCGAAGAGGCUGCUGCGCAGCUGAGUAAGAGCAUCCUUUCCCGUUACCACGAAGAACAGGUGUGGUCGGACAAGAUCCGUCGCAUGUCUACUUGGGGAACUUGGGGACUGAUGGGCAUGAAUGUUUUGCUUUUCCUGAUCUUCCAGAUCCUCGUGGAGCCGUGGCGCCGGCGCCGGCUGGUGAAGGGUUUCGAGGAUAAGAUUGUUGAGGCCUUGGAGAAGGAGAAGGCCAUCAACCAAGCUGCUCUUGUCAUCCCGGCUUUGGAAUCGGUGAAAACUGCCGAUGCACCAGCUGAAAGCUCCGUUGUUGCUGUUGCUGCCACGGCCGACUCGCCUAGUAGCGAGGGCACCGAGAGUGCUGAGGGUGCUGUUGUUGAGUUGAAGACCGAGGACAAGGCUUUGCUGGAGACUACUUCCCCCGCCGACAAUGCCUCUCAAACCCUUUACUCCCGCCUCGCUGGAAUUUCCCUUUCUCCCUUCUCCCUUGAAUAUUGGAAUCAGUCUCUGAAUGAGCUUCUCAGUGACCGCAGCGUUGCUAUUACCCAACGUGAACUUACUGUGGCCGCCGUGCAGAGCGCGGCAGCUGGUGCAGCUGUGAUGGGUCUUUUGUUUGCCCUGUUGAAACCUCGGUAG